UGCACAUCUCAAAUAUACUGAAAAAAAUAAAAUUCCUGCACAAAAUUUUUUAUGCUAGUGAUGAUUUUACGGAAUAACUUAACAACCCCCUAAGAAACACCUAAAAAUAUUAUAUAUGGUUGGUAAAAAGAAACGAUCUGGUCUUCUUAGGAGACCGAAAUCGAUUACAGGAAAUCAUACAGUUCCCAAAAGUAUUAAACCACAAAAUGCAAGACAACUCAUACGACGUUUCCAUGUAUUGGAGAAAAAUAAAUUCAGUAUAAUAGAUAAGAUCAAAAGAAUCAAUAAUAUCCCUAAUUUAACUACAGAGAACUAUAGAGAAAUACUAUCCAAAACCAAAUUAUUCAAAGAUUCUUAUGAUAAAAGUUUUGAGGAACACAAGAAUACUCUUACUAAGAAAUCUUUUGAAUUAAUAACAAUUGAUGAUUCGUUGACUGAGAGUGAACUUUAUCAAAAGCUAGCAAGCAUUGAUGCAGAAGUAGAAAUAAGAGGAGGUUUGAAAGCAUAUCAAUUAGCUUCCACUCAAGGACAGAAUGGAAAAAGAGGUGGCGAUUCUUCAAAAAGAUUGGUAGAAUGGCUUAAGGAAUCUUUAUAUUCUCACAAGUUGGAAAACGCAACUGCAUUGGAGAUAGGUUGUUUGAGUCCAGAUAAUGCAAUAUCUACAAGCGGACUCUUUACUGAGGUUUCUAGAAUAGAUUUAAAUUCACAACAUCACCUAAUUUUACAACAAGACUUUAUGGAACGCCCAUUACCAACUGAUAGUAGUGAAAAGUUUAAUUUAAUCUCUUGUUCUCUUGUGGUUAAUUUUGUACCGGAUUCCAGACUUCGGGGAGAAAUGCUAUUACGAAUAACCAAAUUUUUAAAGAAGCCAACAAAUUCCAGCAUAAGUUCAUUAUUCUUUGUAUUACCUUUACCCUGUGUAACAAGUUCUAGAUACUUUGAUAAAGAUCUGUUAAACAAAAUAAUGAAGCAUCUUGGAUUUACCGAGGUUCAUUAUUAUGAAGCAAAAAAGGUCGCAUAUUGGUUAUAUGACUGGAGUGGUGAAGUAAGCAAUUUGAAUAACCAUUUCAAAAAGCAAGAAAUACAUGCGGGUCCAAAUAAAAAUAAUUUUUGUAUUACAUUAUAA
Molecule: messenger RNA, 1126 nt
Organism: Scheffersomyces amazonensis
Lineage: Eukaryota; Fungi; Ascomycota; Pichiomycetes; Serinales; Debaryomycetaceae
Product: 25S rRNA (adenine2142-N1)-methyltransferase
Exons: 1
Coding region: 116-1126 (336 amino acids)
Cellular component (GO): nucleolus
Molecular function (GO): rRNA (adenine) methyltransferase activity
Source: RefSeq, a predicted model, not a curated record